Molecule: messenger RNA, 1599 nt
Organism: Aureobasidium uvarum
Lineage: Eukaryota; Fungi; Ascomycota; Dothideomycetes; Dothideales; Saccotheciaceae
Source: the annotation of a GenBank genome assembly
UCAUUGCGCGCUAUGGAGUCCAGACUGUCACGGCGAUCUACCAAGGAAGAGGCUAUAGCUUUGGAUCUCAAGACUCUUCGACAUGAGACUACCAUAUACGACGCCACUCAAACAGGCGAAAUUCUGUCAGCUGUCGAUGACAAGAAGCUCUUGUUCAAGAUCGACUGUCGUCUGAUGCCAAUUCUCAUCACUGAUACUACUCAGNNCUGUAUCACUUACGCAUUACAAUCAAUCGACAAGACAACUUUGUCAUACGCUGCCGUCUUUGGACUCGUAAGUUUCACUGGUUCCAAUGUCUGCGUUCAUUCCAAGACGGCUUACACCUCGCGAUGCAGNGCGGAUGAAACCCAUCUAUCCGGAACCGAAUUCUCAUGGCUCGGGGCCAUCUUUUACCUCGGAUAUAUGUUCUGGGAAUGGCCAACUUCGUACCUGCUGCAGAGGUUUCCGCUUGGAAAGUUUCUAGGCACGUCGAAGUCANNGGUUAUCCUAUGGGGCAUCACAUUGUCCUGCCAUGCGGCGGGCUUCAACUUUGCUGGACUAGCGACUGCAAGAUUCUUUUUGGGCGUCUUCGAAGCAUGCAUACAGCCAGUGACGAUGGUCAUGUUCAGUAUCUGGUACACUCGCAGAGAACAGCCUCUGCGUCUGGGCAUCUGGAUCGGUUGCGCCGGACUUGGUUAUGUAGUUGCUGGCAUCACGAGCUUUGGCAUCGGUCAUAUCGGCGGCGCACUGUCCAGCUGGCGAUACACGUUCCUCAUCUGGGGUUGCAUCACUAUUGCUUGGGGUGUCGUUGUACUUCUAUUCCUGCCAGAUAAUCCCGCCACAGCCAAGUUCCUCUCCGAAGAUGAAAAGAUGGGUGUGGCUCAGCGCGUCCAAGCGAAUGGAACUGGCCUGGAAGAAAAGACUUUCAAGAAGAGUCAGAUGAUGGAGACGCUAACAGAUACAAAGACAUGGUUGCUCUUUAUCUUUGCGAUUAGCAGCAACGCACCCAAUGGCGGGCUCACAACCUUCCAAGGCCUCAUCAUUCGCGGUCUUGGUUUCUCGAAACUGCAGACCACGUUGAUUCAGAUGCCCUCAGGUGCAAUCCAGUUCGUGGUCUGCACGGGUGCAACCUUUGUCGCCUCGUCCUUUGAGAACGCAAGACUACUGACCAUGUUUGUCUGUCUGCUACCGACGUUAGCUGGUGUCAUCGGAAUGUGGACAUUGCCGUCAAGUGUACCUUGGGGCCGCAUGGUGUGCUUGUGGAUCACAUUCACCUACACCGCUACUUGGACACUCUCCAUGUCUGUCGUCACAGCCAACACCGCGGGACAUACCAAAAAGUCCACCAGUGCUGCCAUGCUCCUAGUCGGUUACUGUCUGGGAAACUUCGUCGGACCAUUCUUUUUCCGCAAAGCUCAGGCGCCGCGUUAUGAACUUGGUGUCGCCAUGAUGUUGACCUGCCUUGGCAUCCAGAUGCUCAGUAUUCUGGGCUUGUAUCUCCUAUUCCUGACCCGGAAUCGCAGACGAGCUGCUGAGAAUGCAUUGUCGGCAGAGCGUGUUGCCGAAGGACAGCUGCGAGCGCUUAACGACGAGACUGAUCUCAACAAUCCAAGUUUCAAG